Molecule: messenger RNA, 825 nt
Organism: Chara braunii
Lineage: Eukaryota; Viridiplantae; Streptophyta; Charophyceae; Charales; Characeae
Source: the annotation of a GenBank genome assembly
ACGAGAAGAGAAUUCAACAGAUCGGGGCAAGAUGUCGGAGGGAAUGAGGCUGAAGGGAUGGGCGCUGUCCGCGAAAGCUUUGGCGGGGAGCCGACUCCUUCGGAGAAGAAGUGCGAGCGACAGAGGAUGGUGCGAGAGGAGGUGGCGGAGGGAACCCUCCGCAUGAAGAGGAUGAGAGGAAAAUCGGAGGCGAUGAUGGGCGGGGAUGGAGGUGACGUCGGAGAACGUGCCUCGGGAAAGAGGUCGUCGAAGGAAGAGGGUGAGACGGCAAAUAAGAAAGCGAGGAGGCCCGGCGGUUUGACCAUCCGCGAAGGACGAGCCAUGGGUGGAGGAGAUUCGGCUAAUCCAGGCGCUGCAGCCGCGAGAGAUCCUUCGGGAAAAUCAAAACGGAAAGUGGAAGUUGAAGAAGGCGAUGGCGAGAAGAAACCUCGAAGGUGGAAGACUGCUGAGGCGGCGAGCGGUGGCGAAGGGCCUGUCAGUGAGGAGUGCGACGAAGCGGAAUACGAGCGGAAUGGUGGCGUUGAAAUCGUGGAGAAGGAGCUCCCCGUCCAACUGCUCAUCGACCCCAGGAAGGUCUGCGACAUCCCGCCUUGGGAAAGAUAUUACAACCACCGCAGUCUAAGUCGCGAAACUGUGGACGACAUCAAGGAUGCUGAGUCAAUUCCGCGAGAAAAAGGGGAAGAUCUGAACGAAAAACCCCCUGGGUUUGGCACCCAUCUACAAGCCCCUGACGCGUAGGCCGGACAAAGCUGACAGGGUUCACAAAGAUAUCUUCAAGCCAGAGGACAAGGACAAGUACUACUAUUACACUGUUAACGGACAACA